GGGUGAGCACGCGGGCAGGAACCCGAGCCGGCCUAUUUGUCGCCCCCCGAGAGUUACAUUUGUUGGGGUACCACCCCCCUCUCAAUCAUCAGGUUGAGAACACAAGGUGUUUUCCUCGCAGCUCCCUACCACCGCCACCAUUCUAACCAGACUACCAUUCCACACUUCGUGUUGAUCAUUCUUCUUCUUCUUCUCUUUCUUUUCCGGGAAGGGGACGUGAACCGGUACAGUGAUGUACGCUAACUGUCUUGUUACCCAAUUUAUUUCUUUUCGGGACUCCGACGGGAAAUGUGAGUGGGUGCUGUGGUGUGGCCUUACAUUCUAGUUGACUUAGUUUCCGUGUGCGAAGGACUGUGAAAGUUGUGAUGUUGCACUGAAAAAAUGGUGCUUUUUGACUGUUCAGAAUUUAUGAUGAUCAAUACAAACAUUCUGAUUUCGGUUUUAACUUUCUAAAAUAUUGGAUUACCGCUUUGGAAAAGUUUGAUGUUCAAGAGUGAAGAAAUACUUUUUUUUAAAAAGAGAAACCUUACAAGAGGUUUUCUGCAAUAUUUGGAUAACUCCAGGAUAAGGGAUUAAGAAGAACACUCUGAGAACUGACCGGACUUCUCGACGUGAGCUGAGUUAGCGUGCUGCCCUGUGGUUUUCUGUUGACGAGACUCGUCUCGUACACACUGGGAAUUGUGAAGGGCAGAGGGAGGGGGGCGAGAGUGGAACGAAGCGCGGCAUGGAGACAGAGGAACUCCGAGCAUCUCUUUGACCCACUGAUUUCGGAGAUGUGAGACCAGAUGCCAAAGUGCAGCCCCGCACAAGCGGCCGGGGAAGAGUGCGGCUGUGUGGUCAACGAUGCGGAGAGGUGGCAGCGAGGGGAAGCAACAACACCUUGAUCUUGUGACGGGGAUAGCUGCAGUCGGGAAAACACCGACCACCACGUCGCCAGGUUCACUAGGAGAAACUAGGUCAGCCAGAGACGAACAGCGACGAGGUCGUUACUUUGGAAGAAAAGGCGACGUUUUCGCGGGUAGAGAGCUGGGAGAGAAGGCGUCUUUGCUGGUAGAUCAGGACGCAACGUAUUCAUCGGUAGAGAAAGACCAGGAAGAGACCAGAAUCACGGUUUGGAAGGUGUGAGGAUUCGACGAAGAGAGGACAUACUUGUUGCUCGUGGUGGCUUCAAGCAGGGGAGCAGUUGAAAAGGCCAGUAGAAGAAGCUGCUGGAGAAGAGAGAGAAGCGACUUUAGAUGGGAUUGUGUUUCGUUUGGUGAACGUCAGAGUUUAGCAUUGUUUUGAGAGAGGAAAGGUUGUAAUAAAACGAGCUAAGUGAAAGGUCAGACGUCAGUUUUGAGAUUGCAAGCAAGGUUUUUGACCGGAGAAAGAUCGAGAUUAGGGAUUCAACUUUAAGAAAAGACGUUAAUGUUGAGAAUAGGCUUUUAGGAGAAACAAUUGAUAUUAGAAAAUAGUUUUUGAAUAGAAACAACCGAGAUCAGCGAAUACACUUUGUGCAGAACAGUUGAGUUAAGAGCCUAUCGUUAAUUAACAUCUGUUAAUUGGCGUUAGUGGAGAGAGAUCGAGUUCCGCGUUCCACAAGAGGGGAGUAGAACACAGAUCUUGCUCAGCUGCAGUGAAGCCUUUCCGAGGCCCGGAAAGUGAUGUGGUUUGGCGCAGGCAUGAAGUUCUGGCAGCGCGUGGUGGCCGUGGUGAUGCUUGGCCUCACGUCCCUGCUGGUGUACUUCCAUCUGCCGGGCGAGGACGGGGGCGUGGUGCAGAUGAAGAUGAGGCAGCACUACAGGAGGAUGGUGGAAGGUGCACGUCCGACGCCUGAUCCGCCGCGGGCAGCUGGAGAUAGCGCUGGGCGGCUGGGUGAUGCCGGACGAGGCGAGCACCCACUACGUGUCGCUGGUGGAUCAGCUGGUGGAGGGCCACCAGUGGCUGUGGGAGAACCUCCGGGUGCGGCCGGAGAACAGCUGGUCCAUCGACCCGUUCGGCCACUCGGCCACGGCGCCCUACCUGUGGCACCGCGCCGGCAUGAGCAACAUGGUGGUGCAGCGCGUGCAUCAGGCGGUGAAGACGUCCCUUGUGAAGCACAAGUCUCUGGAGUUCAACUGGCGACAGAUGUGGGACCACAAGGGAACCACUGACAUCCUGUGUCACAUGAUGCCCUUCAUGCUGUACAACAUCAAAUACUCCUGUGGGCCGGACCCCUACUCCUGCCUCCACUUCGACUUCCGACGCAUCGCCGGAGACUAUUCCGAGUCCCGCGCCUCGGAGAUCACGCGCGGCAACAUACGGGAGACGUCUGAGAUGCUGUACAAGCAGUUCCGCUCAAAGGCGCAUUACUUCCAGCACAACACUAUCCUCGUGCCCAUCGGCGACGACUUCCGAUAUGACAGGGAGAAAGAGUGGGACCAGCAGUACGAGAACUAUGAGCGCCUCACGCAGUACAUCAACGCGCAGAAAGAAUGGAACAUUCGUGUGCAGUGGGGUACGCUCAAAGAUUACUUCCAACUGGUGAGACAGGAUCAGGCUGCGUUGAAGAUGGAGGAUAAAGACGCAGAUUUCCCUGUCGUCAGUGGAGAUUUUUUCCCUUACUCGGAUAAGGAUAACGCGUACUGGACGGGCUACUAUACGACCCGUCCGUUCGACAAGCGAUUCAGUCGUGAUUUGCAACACGCGGUGCAAGCGGCGGAUACGCUCAACACGCUGACCUACGCCUUCAACAAGAAGUGGGGGCUGCCGACUGGGGACAAGUUCCUGCAACACUCCUCUUUCUUACAGCAGGCGCGGCGGUCACUGGGUCUCUUCCAGCACCACGACGCCAUCACAGGCACGGCCAAAGAGUUUGUGGUUCAAGACUACGAGAAUUAUCUCCUCCGCGCCUACAACCAAUCGCAGGACGUGAUGCGUAUGUCGAUACAGACGCUCCUCUCGCAGGGGAAGAUCGACUCGCCCGUCGUCUUUAAACCAGAGACAGUGCGUAAGUUGUCCACCGAAUCCCCUCACAAACAAAUCAUCACGGUCCGUGAGGGUGGGACCACGCUCACCUUCUUUAACUCUCUCGGCCAGCCCAGGCAGCAGAUGGUUCACGUACUGGUGGACUGUCAGACCGUGGAGGUUCUCUCCGCCUCGCGUCGUCAAGUGGUGCCCAACCAACUCAGCCCCGUGUGGAGUCGUGAGGAGGACGCCCUGGUAGAGGACACGGUCUUUGAGCUGACAUUCCUCGCCGACCUGGGUCCUCUCAGCGUGGAGACCUUCAUCUUGUACAAGAAACCUGAGCAGCAGAGACCGGAGACUUCCUACUUGGCAGCCAUCACAGUGUACAACACUGAAACCCUCGCUGUGCCGCCGUCGCUCAAAUUCCACCAAAACCGACCCGAGCCGCGCCGCACUGAACCCAUCUUGAUCGACAACCAGGUCGUUCAGCUGACCUUUGACCCAGCCACGGGGUCACUGCUCAAGAUCACCGACCUGGCCACGAACAACGAGACUGAUAUCAAUCUGAGUUUCGAGUACUACAAAGCCCAGGGGAGCGGGGCAUACAUUUUCUUUCCAGCGGGCCCAUCCAUGAGCCUGUUCAGCAACAUUCCAGUUUUCCGCGUGGUGCAGGGACCCUUGAUGACACGUGUGGAGGUGGGCUUUGAACCAUAUGUCAUUCACCAGAUCACGCUGUAUUCUCACCCGUCAGUGCAGGCGUCAGCUGUGCACAUCGAAAAUAUUGUCAGCAUCCAGACGCUCAAAGACAAAGAGGUCAUCAUGCGCCUCAGCUCAGACAUCGCCAACACUGACAAGUCUUACUUCACCGACCAGAACGGCUUCCAGUUCAUUCGGCGCCGGCCUAACCCUAGCUUGAGCGUGGAGGCUAACUACUACCCAAUGACUUCAGCCGCCAUUUUGGAAGACCGCACCACGAGACUGACCCUACUCUCUGGACAACCACACGGGGUCAGUUUGUUGGAGGAAGGUCAAAUAGAGGUCAUGUUGGACCGGCAGCUUCUGCACGAUGACUCCCGUGGAUUGGGCGAGCCCGUACAAGACAUCAAAACGACAGUCAGCAGUUUUAUUCUCUUGGUCGAGAGACGCAAGCAACCUCUAGCGACGGCCACAAAAUCUCACACGACCAGCUUGUCGCUGACGGGUCUGGUGUUGCAAGAUAUGCUGCUGCAGCCGCCGCUGGGCUACUUCUCCACUGUGGACAGUGACAUUUUCUACCGGACGGUCAACCCUGUCGCAACCCCAUUGGCCUGUGACGUCAGCGCGGUCAGUCUGAGGAGUUUAGCCAAUGGCAACCUACAGUACAACGGCACGAGCGUCAUCUUACAUCGACGAGGCUACGACUGUGGCUUCCCUUCCCCUUCCCUCCUCUGCUAUCCGUCGGACUCUUCUUUGUCAUUUAGCGGACUGUUUAGUGAGUUCAGUUUUUCCAACGUCCGGGAGACGUCUUUAACACACACUAUUGUCAACAGAGCAGUGAACCCUUCAGAAAAACUAAAGCUGGCCCCGAUGGAACUUUAUGCCUACCAUCUGCAGUUUUAAAUAUCUUCCAUUUCCGCCUGAUUUGCAUCUUAUCUUUUCACUGUUAUGAAUUGCAAAACCAUUUUUCAAUUUUGACUUGAUGAGCUGAUUCCGUAUGUGAUUGUUUGCGUUUGCUUAGAAUGUGUUGAUUUUUAUUUACUGUGUGCAUUUUGCGAUUGAAUUAUAUCCAUGGUUGAUUAUUUGGAAUGAACAUUGAUCUUCUAGUGACUGGAUGAUUUUCUUUUCUUCUGAUGACGAUGACAAAAAAUUUAUUCAUGUCAUGAUCUAUGGAACUGCAUCAUGAGCGGCUUGGGGCUCAUGCAAAGAGUAAACAAGAACAUCACUUUUUCCAGAUGUUCCUGGAGUUCCUCAGCUGUUGGACUUUGUUGGGGUUUUGUUUGUUUGUUUUUGUUUUGUUUCGAUUUGGGGACAGGGUGGCCAGGGGUUGACAGGACAGUGGGCUUUUGCAGUGUUGUUACAGUAUACCACACUUUGUGAAUGAGCAGAUAUUAUGUUCUUUUUAUUACCUAAGAACGCUCCUCAGUUAUUCAAUACCAGUUUUUAGUGUGUACAAUAAAUGUGACGUUGAUGUUAUGUGCAAAACAUUGGGAACAGUGAUUGAUGUUUGUGUCAGUUCAAAAGACGCUUUCUGUCUAAAAAUUGCCCCUUAAAAGAAAUUCACAUUUUUUCUUAAAUGUCAACAAAUGCGCUUCCUGCUUAAACACUUGGCGAAAAAUGUAUUAUUAUAGUUUUGCGUGUUCUUUGGUGUUUUUGUUUAACUAGUUGAUUCCUCCGCGUAGAUUUUGCCUUAUGUUGGAGGCAACACUCAAUUGAUCGUUUUUCUUUACUAGCCCUCUGUUCUAUCUGAAUAGCUAACUAUUUUUUUUUUAUCGCGCCAGGUAAUCCUUAUCUUGCUGAUGUAAGCAUAUUAUGCAAACCAGUUUCAGACUGCUCACGACGUCAGGUGAGGUAUAAUGCGGUUGGUAUGUAGUCUUCACUUCUGUGGUUAGCCUAAGAGCAAGGGGAUAUAACCUAUUAAAAUAUGGUACUAUUUUGACGUGAACGUUGUCUCUCUUACACUGUCGCAUCGGGAGUAGGGUG
Messenger RNA from Aplysia californica (California sea hare), 5604 nucleotides. RefSeq names its product alpha-mannosidase 2. Gene Ontology annotation, cellular component: Golgi membrane. Lineage: Eukaryota; Metazoa; Mollusca; Gastropoda; Aplysiida; Aplysiidae. Gene Ontology annotation, molecular function: carbohydrate binding; alpha-mannosidase activity. The record is from RefSeq and is a predicted model, not a curated record. Gene Ontology annotation, biological process: N-glycan processing; mannose metabolic process; protein deglycosylation.